Fusarium musae is the source of this 780-nucleotide messenger RNA. RefSeq lists its product as uncharacterized. Bases 1 to 780 code for a protein of 259 amino acids. The record is from RefSeq and is a predicted model, not a curated record. The transcript is spliced from 2 exons. Lineage: Eukaryota; Fungi; Ascomycota; Sordariomycetes; Hypocreales; Nectriaceae.
AUGUGGCUCAUAGUUUGCCUCCUUACAUGGGGCUUACUCUCCGGCCCGGCUGUGGGCUGUGACGACGAGAUUCUCAUCUCCGACUCGGAAACUUGGAACCAAUGUCUUGCCAUUCUCACAUCCGACAUGUUCAGCCCAGUCCAGACUGGCCUUCAGAGCCAGCGAAUCGAAUGUAAAAGGUUGCGACCCAAGAUAGUCGCCAGGUCCGCCACUUCUACUCCUCAGACUCCUUGUGUCUUCUCUCAUCCCUCAUUUCGCAAUGGCCGUGGCCUUGUUCUCGUCACUACCCCGGAAGUGGCGUCUAACCUAUUAAGCCAGGGGGCAUUAGAUGAGAGGGACCAAUACGGACCCCAUGGCUCAUCAUCUCCGGGGGAUUUCGUGCCAGGUCCUGUAUUGGAACCCGAAUCCGGUAUCCCGGCGUAUGAAGUACGAAGCUUGCCAGGAAGUGGCAAGGGCGUUAUUGCUCUUCGUCAUAUCAAACGAGACGAAAUCUUCCUACUAGAUCAUCCCACUAUCCUCAUUGCAUGGAAUUCGAUCGGGCUGUUUUGGGAUAAGACUCAGGAAUCAUUUCUCGAAAGUGCACUGAUCCAUCUACCCAAGGACGCAAAAAGAAGAGUACUCGGACUGUCGAGGACUAACCGAGUUCCGGGUCUGCCACUCUGCGAUCUAUUCAAAACCAACGUUUGUGGCUUCGUGCUGGGAGAUGGAACUCCUCACAUUGGUUUAUUUACUGAGUUCGCGGCCCCAGUGCUUUCUACAGGGUCUCUCCAAGUCAUUUAA